Messenger RNA from Heterotrigona itama, 1493 nucleotides. The record is from the annotation of a GenBank genome assembly. Lineage: Eukaryota; Metazoa; Arthropoda; Insecta; Hymenoptera; Apidae.
AUGAGGUGGAUGACACGAUAUUUUACAUUACCAAUUUUACUUGGUUUAUCUUUAACAAGUGUUAGUAUUGCUGUAUUAUACGUAUUGUACAAAAAGGUAAGUUGAAAAAUUAUUACAAAUUUAAGUAUUGUUAUUUUAUUUCAAUCAUUUUUUUAAUUUAAUAGGACGAAGAAGAUAUUAAAUCUAGAAAAAAUCAUGUUGAAAUUUCAAAAGGCUAUACAAUAGAAUAUAAAGUACCUAAACAAUUUGUACCUGCUAUUAUUGGAAGGAGUGGUUCAAUGAUAAAAGAUAUACAAAAUAAAACAGGAACACAGAUUCAUUUCAAAGAAGAGAACUUUGAAUGUGCUGAUCGUAUUUGCAUUAUAAAAGGAAGCUACGAAACUGUACAUUUAGCUGAAGAAAUGAUAAAGUCUGUAAUUCAAAAUCAGCCUAUAAUUGAAACAUAUGAAAUGUUUAUUCCACAGAAAGCAUGUGGGAGAAUAAUAGGGAAAGGCGGUGAAAUUGUACAACAAAUGCAAGCAAUCUCUGGUGCAAAAAUCGUAAUUGAACACGUCUGUGGUCCAUAUGAUCCAAAUGGUGAGAGAAAAAUUGUUAUAAAAGGAACAGCUAAACAAAUUACUGCAGCUUUGGCACAAAUUCAAGAUAAAAUUCGCGAACAAAAGGAAGCACGUGCAAAGAUAGAAGCUUCUUCUGCUACAAGAUUGCCUAGAGGAAAAUUAUCUCCUCGUAACACUGUUAAUACAUCUGAACAAGUUCAGAGCACUGAAUCUUUACUAGUUUCUGAUGGUUUGAUGGAAGUAUAUGUGUCAGCAAUGGAAAAUCCUAGUCAGUUUUGGGUUCAAAUUGUUGGUCCUGGAACUACAGCAUUAGAUAAAUUAGUGUCUGAAAUGACUACCUACUAUGAUGAUGAAGAAAAUUAUGAAAUACAUAAGUUGAAAAAUAUAACAAUUGGUCAAAUGGUAGCAGCAAGAUUCAGUUUUAAUAAGCAAUGGUACAGAGCUGAAAUUAUUUCUACACCUGAAAAUGAUCAGUGUGAAAUUUUUUUUGUGGAUUAUGGGGACCGUGAAGUAGUUAAUCUUGAUUCCGUAUUGGAACUUCGAACUGACUUUCUACGCUUAAGAUUACAAGCGGUCGAGUGUUCAAUGGCCAAUAUUAAACCACCCAACUCACAACUAAUUAAGUUGCUUGUAUCUAAAAGGUAUCAAUUGCUUAAUUCACUAUCAUCCAUGUUACUUGAUCUUGAACUGCCAAUACCAGCUUCACAAACUUCAUUAAACAAUUCAGGGUUCACUCGCUCCAUCAUUUUCCACGCCAAACUUUUGUUAAGUAUCGUUAUAUUUUCCUCACAAUAUGCUAAACUUACUCUUUUAAGUGCAUCGCAGCGAAACUCGUCCGCAAUUAAAAGUCUGCUCGCUAUAUUUUCCGGAGUUAUCGUUUCGAUAAGAUUUCGUUCGCAGAGCUCCUUUAAUCCUAAAAAAGAGUGUGAUACAUAA